CACCAAUACUAGUGAUUUAUUAUAGAUAUAAGCUACCGCAAUAAGUGAAUAGUAACAAUUGCAUGCUGAUUGCUUAAUAAUCUUAACUCUUAGUAGGCAGAAAAAAUUAGGCUAAUAUCAGAUCGCGUCAAAAAUAGGGUGCAAUUACUUUAACCAGUAGGUAAGGAACUAACGAUAGUGAGUAUAUACAUAGAUAAGCAUGGUGUAAAUAUAGUAGAUAAUGUCAGUAAAGAAGGAAUAUAUUAAUGCCAGUGAUUUGCCGGGUAUAACAACCAACAGUGAAGGUAUCAGCUCGCGUUUUAAGGUUAAUGAUUUACUUGCUUUGAAUGAUCCAACUAAGUCAUAUUUACUGCCAUUAGCUGUAAUAGCCUUAAUAGAUUUAAAUGCAUUUUUUGCUCAAGUAGAACAAAUAAGAUUGAAUUUAAGUCCAGAUGAUCCUGUAGUAUGUGUUCAGUGGCAAUCACUCAUUGCUGUAUCUUAUGCUGCUAGAAAAUAUGGAAUUGGUAGAAUGGAUUCAGUCAAGACAGCUAAAGAAAAAUGUCCAAAUGUUAUUCUUGCUCAUGCUGCUGUAUUUAAACAUGGAGAAUCUCAUUGGAAAUAUGUUGAAGGUGUCCCAUUUCAGGCACAAUAUAAAGUAUCGCUUGAUCCAUACAGACGAGAGAGUCGAAAGAUUAAUAGAAUAUUAAAGCAACACUGUGAUCUUGUUGAAAAGGCAAGUGUAGAUGAAUCUUAUAUGGAUUUCGGUAGAUUGAUAUUUGAAAAGCUAUUACAACUUUUCCCAAAUAUAUUGGAUAAUAAGAGUCCAGAUGAAUAUUUAGAUUCAAUACCGAAAACACUUCCAAAUCUGCUUAUGUGGAUAGGAGAGAUUAUUAAAUCUCAGGAAGAGGAAAAUGAGAUAAGAGAGUUAGAGAUUCGAAAUAGUUCACAAACACAACUAGGAGGAACAAUUGGAGUUACUGAUUGGGAUGAUGUUUGUAUGAUAAUAGGUUCUCGAAUCUUAUUUGAUAUUCGUAGAGCCAUAUUUGAAGAAUUAGGUUAUACUACAUCGGCUGGACUUGCUAGAACAAAGCUGAGUGCAAAAUUAGCUGCUGGGUUUAGAAAGCCUGAUAAUCAAACUAUUAUAAGAAAUUGUCUGAUUGCAAACUUUUUCCUGAACUUUCAAAUAAACGAUUUUACUGGAUUUGGAGGGAAAAGUGGAGAUGAAGUAGUUAAUAGAUUAAGAGUAGGUCCAGAAGAUAAUUCAAUUAAAUUUAUCCGAGAAAAUUUCACAUUAGAAGCCAUAGAAGAAGAAUUACAUGAAGAUUUAGCAUUUGCAAAGAGAGUUUAUCAAACUGUUCGAGGGGAUUAUCGUCAAGAAUUAAUAAAUAGAAUGGAAGUUAAGUCUAUGAUGUCUAGGAAGAAUUUCUUAGUAAAGUAUCCAGUUUGUAAUUUAAGUGAUGCCAAUGGAUGGUUACAAGUAUUUGCUAGUGAUUUAUAUGGUAGAUUAAUUGAAUUAGAUGAUCAAAGUUUAAAUUUAGGAUUACUGCAAGUAUCAGAAAAGGAUAAAAGAACUAUAAAUAGACCUCGAACUUUAAUGUUACAUUUAAAUUUAGCUAAUGGAAGUAAAUUUUCUAAACAAUGUGGAAUAAGUGUUAUGAAAUCUUUAGAAAAAUGUCAAGAACAAUUUAAGUCUGCUAGUGAAAGAUUACUUAAAGAAAUUCUUGAAGCUAAUACAAAUAUGGCUUUAUUAAAUAAUGGUAAAUCAUUAAAGGAAUUAAUUAAUUCAAAUGUGAUACCUUCAACUAUAAAUAUUCCUCCUGUAUCAGCCAUGUCUAUAACCAUCUCGAAUUUUGUUAAGACAACAGAUUCAAAUUUAAUUGAUAGUUAUGCUGAACUGAAGGAUACAAGAAGUAAUCUUAAGAGAGAAUUUGAAGAAAUAAAUCAAGAGGUAUCCGCAAGGAAACUACUAAAGGAGAAUGGAAAUACAAGUACAAGUCAGAUUUCUACCAUAGAUAAAGAAUACAUUAAUCGACUAUUUACAGACUUUAAUAAUAAUCAACUAAGUAAUUUCAAACUCCAAAGUCCCGAACUAGACCAUGAAGAACCCCAGAAAUCCAAACCAGAUUCGGAAUAUAUAAAGAAACUCUUUGAUGAAUUUAAUUCCUCAAAUGAACUUGCAGCUGUAGUUGAUAAAAGACCAUCUAAAAGUCCACCACCACCAGUGAUUUCUCAUAAGAAGAAAGGCAGUAUUGAUAUAUUACUGUCUUUAACGAAGAAGAAGAAAUCUGAUGGAGAUUUUCUACAGGAACUUAUAGAGAGUAUGCACUGUAAUUUGUGUAAUAUUGAUAUUACAGAUGCUUUAGAACAUAAUGAUUUCCAUCUAGCUAUUGAUCUCUCCAAAAGGAUCAAUGGAUAAUAAAUAUAAAUAUAAAUAUAAAU
Molecule: messenger RNA, 2418 nt
Organism: Scheffersomyces amazonensis
Lineage: Eukaryota; Fungi; Ascomycota; Pichiomycetes; Serinales; Debaryomycetaceae
Gene: RAD32
Product: DNA-directed DNA polymerase eta
Exons: 1
Coding region: 221-2395 (724 amino acids)
Biological process (GO): error-prone translesion synthesis; response to radiation
Cellular component (GO): replication fork; site of double-strand break; nucleus
Molecular function (GO): damaged DNA binding; DNA-directed DNA polymerase activity
Source: RefSeq, a predicted model, not a curated record